Messenger RNA from Setaria italica (foxtail millet), 656 nucleotides. Its product is annotated as cleavage stimulation factor subunit 2-like. Lineage: Eukaryota; Viridiplantae; Streptophyta; Magnoliopsida; Poales; Poaceae. Gene Ontology annotation, molecular function: mRNA binding. The record is from RefSeq and is a predicted model, not a curated record. Gene Ontology annotation, cellular component: mRNA cleavage and polyadenylation specificity factor complex.
UCGAUCCACGCAUGGACGGCAGCAUGUCUACUUCCCUGUCCCUGGCGGCCGCCGCAGCCAACUGCCGCUGCAGCCGCGUCGUGUUCGUCGGCAACAUCCCGUUCCACGCCUCCGAGAAGGAGCUCCGCGACGCCUGCGAGCUGAUCGGCCCCAUCCGCUUCCUGCGCCUCGCCGCCGACCCGGCCACCGGCAAGCGCAAGGGGUACGCCUUCGUGGAGUACCCCGACGACGAGACGGCGUGCAGCGUCCACAACCUCAACGCCCACCCCCUGCGCGGCCGCGAGCUCCGCGUCGGCCUCGCCGGCCGGCGCCGCCGCCACAGGGGCGACGACGAGGCCGUCGCCCUGGAGGACGCCAUCCACGCCGCGUCCCUCGUUGCUGGGACGCCGCCACUCGACUCCAUCACGCGGUACCUGGCGGCGCGAUCGCCGCGGGAGCUGCGGGAGAUGGUGGCCGCGCUGGAGGGCGACGGCCCCAACACCCUGAAACUGCUCGAGCAGCACGUCCCGGGGCUGGCCACCGUCAUGGAGCAGGUGCGUCAUCUCAUCGGCAUGGCGGCCGCGGAUGAAGCCGCGGAGGAGGCCAAGAUCAAGAAGCGGGCGGCGGCCGCGGAGUGGACGACGAUCACCGCGCCAAGCUCACCAAGGUGGACAUAG